Messenger RNA from Closterium sp. Naga37s-1, 1758 nucleotides. The record is from the annotation of a GenBank genome assembly. NCBI's taxonomy places the organism in Eukaryota, Viridiplantae, Streptophyta, Zygnematophyceae, Desmidiales, Closteriaceae.
AUGAGGGCCAAUGGAGCGCGCAGCAGAGAAGCAAGAGGGAAGGGGGACAAGUUCGGGGCCGACCUGGGAGAGCAGCAGCAGCAGCAGGGGAAGGAGAAGGAGGAGAAGGAGGAGAAGGAGGAGGGGGAGCAGGGGGAUGAGCUGUAUCGCAGUUUUGGGUAUGAGGAGUACAGAUGGCAGCCCGCAGGGUGCUCGCUGCCUGCCUUCAAUGCCUCUGACUUCCUCACCAGGGUGCGGCAUCGCAGCAUUGUGUUUGCAGGCGACUCCCUCAGCCAGCAGCAGUUCCUCUCCCUCCUCUGCCUCCUCGCCCCCACCCCCCGCUUCAUCCCCCUCCCCUCCCCGCCUCCGCCGCACCUCCCCGUCCCCGCUCCCUCCUCCCCUCUCUCGCAACCAUCCAACCUGAACCAACCUCACUCCCUAAACCCCGACCCAUCUCAGCCUGACACUCUCAACACUGCUGGGGCAGCAGCUCAAGCAGCAGAGGGCGCAGCAGAGGGCGCAGCAGAGGGCGCAGCAGAGGGCGCAGCAGAGGGCGCAGCAGAGGGCGCAGCAGAGGGCGCAGCAGAGGGCGCAGCAGGGGGCGCAGGAGAGGGCGCAGCAGCAGAGGCAGGUGUGGAGGUGGUGGCAGUGGGGCACCUGUUCGGGCUGUCGUGGGCGAGGAGACCUGUGGCGGGCACGGAGAGGGGCGCUGCCUUCUGCACCGCCCACCACUGGACCCACGACAGCUUCCAGCGCUACAACCUCGCCCUCCAAACCUCCCCCACUACCCGCCCAGCCCUUCUCCCAGCCAGCCAAUCAGACAACGCCACAGUGUACUCUGUGCUGCGGCAGGAAGCAUUGACAGCUGUUCUUGGUAACAUCACCUCCACUAUAGUCACACUGCGAGGAGCAGCAGCAGCAAACAGCACAAGCAGCAACAGCAGCCCUGGGGGACACGAAGCAGGGUCGUAUCCUCCCGUGCUUGCAAGCAGUGGCAGCACUGAGUCUUCCCCCCAGCCACACCCGUCCCACAGCAUGGGAGGUGCGUCAGCAAGCAUCGCAGCGCUGUCCAGGGACGCGCGCAUGGCCAUGGGCCCGCCUCCUCUCGUGCUGCUGCGCACGCUGUCUCCAGCGCACUUUGCUGCCGGCACGUGGAGCACAGGCGGACGCUGCGACGGGUUUCAGGACCCACUACCAGCAGAGGAGGCAUGUGUCGGCACGGGGCAAUGCAGGGACACAGCAGCCGAGGAUGCUAUCUGUGCUGCAGCAGAGGUGGGGAGAGCAUUGGCAGAGGCAGAUGGGGCAGAGGGCACGGAAGUAGCGCAAGCAGGGGCAGAGCGGGCAGAAGCAGGAGCGGUGCGAGCAGCAUCAGCAGGAGAUGAAGGAGUUAGGGCAGCAACAGCUUCAGGGGGGCUUCGAGAAGCAGCAGAGGGUGCAUCAGCCCUUUCAGUAACAUGGCUACGCUUGAUGAACGUCUCUUUUCUCUCUGCUCUAAGGGCCGAUGCGCAUGUGGCAUCAUUCUACACCCACCGCAGAGCACCAAAGCAGAAACGCAGAGAGUUUGAAACGGAAGGGGCUAAAGGCAGCUCUCAGUUUGAUGCAGAGGCCACAAGGAGUGGGCAGUGGAGCUUGCCUUUCCUCGAAGCUGGCUUGGAAGGUGCCGUGUCUAAUGUGACAGGACAAGAAGCUCUGGGGGAUUCGAGAGAGAAUACCAUACCUGGUGAUGGAGUGGGGACGCUUGUGCGAGACUUCGGUGCAACCGAUGCCACUACUGCUUGA